Messenger RNA from Phyllostomus discolor (pale spear-nosed bat), 896 nucleotides. RefSeq lists its product as uncharacterized. Gene Ontology annotation, biological process: translation; modification-dependent protein catabolic process; protein ubiquitination. The record is from RefSeq and is a predicted model, not a curated record. Lineage: Eukaryota; Metazoa; Chordata; Mammalia; Chiroptera; Phyllostomidae. Gene Ontology annotation, molecular function: ubiquitin protein ligase binding; protein tag activity; structural constituent of ribosome. Gene Ontology annotation, cellular component: nucleus; ribosome; cytoplasm.
AUGUGGGAAUCAGUACAACUGAUCCUCCCGGGGUUGGGAGAAGAGACCAGCUUCCUGACUGUGGGUGAUCUGCCUGCCCAGCCAUCCGACCCAGAGCAAAUGGCCAGCACUGAUGAACGCAGCCAGCUGCUCCAGUGGAGGUUCUCAGAAAAGAGUAUUGCCUCUCGUGUGAGUUUUAACCAGGAGAGGAAUGUGCGCCAAGACAGAGCCGUGAAACAGAAUGCCAAGUUUGAGGUGCUCCAGAAAGUAAGCCCGAUGGGCACAGGGAACAAGGACUGCAGUGGGGCCCCUGCAUCUCGAGGCCCAACUUCAUGCCACAGACCAAAGGCCACCGACUCAAGGAUGCAGGAGCCAGGCAACAAAGCAGCCUCCCCAGCAGAUGCAGAGGUCUUUGUAAAGACCCUGACUGGCAGGACCGUCACCCUCAAAGUCAAGGCCAGUGACACCACUGAGAAUGGCAAAGCUAAAAUCCAAGACAAGGAGGGUAUCCCACCUGACCAGCAGCAUCUGAUUUGGGGGGGCCAACAGCUGGGGGAUGGCCACAGUCUCUUAUACUACAACAUGCAGAAAGAGUCCACCCUGUGCUUGGUGCUUAAUCUGCAUGGUGGCAUCAUCGAGCCCUCCCUCUGCCAGCUCGCCCAGUACAACUUCAACAAGGUGAUCUCCAAGUGUUACACCUGCCUACACCCCUGCGCUGUCUACUGCCUCAAGAAGUGUGGCCAUACCAACAACCUGCACCCCAAGAAGAAGGUUAAAUGAGGCCGUUCCACCACCUUCCCAGCUCACAGGCCAGCCUUCUGCCUGAACCCCAUAACCCUGGGGCCUCAAUAAAGUUUCCCUUUCAUAGGAAGGAAGGAAGGAAGGAAGGAAGGAAGGAAGGAAGGAAGGAAGGAAGG